Messenger RNA from Morone saxatilis (striped sea-bass), 2316 nucleotides. It is a transcript of the gene lcat, whose product is annotated as lecithin-cholesterol acyltransferase. NCBI's taxonomy places the organism in Eukaryota, Metazoa, Chordata, Actinopteri, Moronidae. The coding region runs from base 200 to 1504 and encodes 434 amino acids. The record is from RefSeq and is a predicted model, not a curated record. Gene Ontology annotation, biological process: lipid metabolic process. Gene Ontology annotation, molecular function: phosphatidylcholine-sterol O-acyltransferase activity. The transcript is spliced from 7 exons.
ACCAGGUGAUUCAGAGACUGAACGAGGCCAAACGUUAACGACGUUACUCUGUUGGCCCUCAGUGAACAGUUUCAGACAGAAGGUCAGGUAACGUUUCCUCCGGUCUGACCUCACCGCCCUGCCCGCCUCUCCCUCCGCCUCCAGCCGCACACACACCGACACAGCGCUCUGUCCCUCGCCACAGCUGCUCGAGAGAAACAUGGGCUCCGCAGGACAGCUCUGCUCGGUGCUGCUGCUGCUCUUCCUCCUGGGGCUUCAUCACUCCUCGGGUUUCUGGAUCGUCAACGUCGUCUUCCCGCCAAACGCCAAACCCAGAGCACCAAGCAACAGCACUCCACCGCUCAUUAUUGUGCCAGGGAACUUGGGGAACCGUCUGGAAGCUAAGAUAAACAAGCAGACGCUGGUCCACUGGAUGUGCUACAAGAAAACUGAACACUGGUUCCCACUGUGGAUUGACCUCAACAUGUUCAUGCCCAUAGGUGUUGACUGCUGGAUUGAUAACAUUAGACUUGUUUACAACAGGACUACUCGGCGGUCAUCCAACUCACCAGGAGUGCAGGUGCGGGUGCCAGGAUUUGGGCAGACGUAUCCCAUUGAGUUUCUUGACCAUAACAAACUGGCGGGUUAUUUCUACACUAUGGUGCAACACUUGGUCAACGUGGGCUACAUCCGAAAUGAGACAGUCCGAGGAGCUCCAUACGAUUGGAGAUUAGCUCCGAAUGAGAACACAGAGUAUUUCACAAAGCUGCAGGACCUGGUUGAGGAGAUGUACGAGCAGUACCAGCAGCCUGUUUACCUGCUGGGACACAGCAUGGGCGGCCACUAUGUCCUCUACUUCCUCAACCACCGGCCCCAGGCCUGGAAGGACAAGUACAUCAAGGGCUUCAUUUCCCUGGGAGCUCCAUGGGGGGGAGCUGUUAAACCACUUAGAGUCCUGGCGUCAGGUGAAAAUGACGGCAUCCCAAUGAUUUCCAACAUCAAGAUCCGCGAGGAGCAGAGGAUGACAACAACCAAUCCCUGGAUGGUGCCGUCUGAGGAAGUCUGGCCAAAGGACCACGUCUUUGUCUCCACACCAACUUUCAAUUACACCAACAAGGACUACCAGCGCUUCUUCACAGACAUCAAUUAUGAGGACGGCUGGCACAUGUUGGAAGACACCAAGAACCUCACCAGCGCUCUCCACCCACCUGGCGUUGAGGUGUGGUGUAUGUAUGGCGUGGGGCUUCCUACUCCAGUAACAUACAUUUACGACGAGGAGUUUCCCAACGCGGACCCGGUGGACUUUGUUUACGCCGACGGGGAUGACACAGUGGACAGCUUUAGCAUGAGUUUGUGCAAACGUUGGGCGGACCAGCAGGAGCAGCCCGUCCACAUUACAGAGUACAGAGGGCUGACCCACCUGGACAUAGUGUUCCAUGAAAAGGUGCUCAAUUUAAUCCAGCAUAUCCUGGAGGGCAAUUCAGACACACCCAGAGAGGUUGACGUUCGAUCUGGAACUGAAUAGCAGACGACAGCAUUUAAGAGUUUAUUAAACCAAAAACACACAGUGCUGGAUUUUUACAUAACCUAUAGUCUGUUCUAGUGUCCCAAAAAAACACAACACAUUUCACAUGAAAUAGCUUAAACAUUUAUUAAAAGUGCAACAGUUCCAAACCAGUCUGGACUUGCAAGUAAUCUAACCCUGACCCCCACCCCCCCAGCCCAUCACCAUGACCCCCUUAUCUAAACUACUUGCUGAUGACUUGCAGAAUGGGUUUGACUCUGACCUGUUUAUUUCUGUUUGCAGAGUAUUAUGUUGUGUAUCUCUCAUACUUGAUGUUGAUCAUGACAAGACUUAGUGGUUAUCAUGAUACACAUAAUUGUCACAAUAAUUACAAAAAUAGUAAUAGGGAGUUAUUUUCAAAUUAUGGUUUAUUCAAUGUUGUAGUCGGGCGUUUAAUCAUUCAGGCAACGUCAAAUCCUGUGACAUACAUCUUUACAAAAUACACAAUGGUUUGUUUACUUUUGAUGGAUGAUGAAUUAAUCAUCACAAUAUAUCACAGGCAUAUUUGUAAUAUUCUGGGUAGAUAAGAGUGUGACUGUAAUGAAUAGUAGCCUAUUUUAUUGUGUGUGAUGUCACUGUAAUAUUUCUAUUCUAUCUAAAGAUUUAUAUAUUUUUAGAUGUGUGUAUAAAAUCCUUGACUGUUGACUGUUUGCUCAGGCUCAUAUACAGUAGUGUAUUACAUUAAACCAAUGAAGUGAAAUGAUAGGGAUAUUUCAUACUGCCAAAUGUGUUUGAAUGUUUCCACUUAUAAUAAAGUAUCUGCUGCCACAAAA